CCACAACCGGUUUCGCAAGAUCCUAGACGGGUCGGUCCUUUCCUUCUGCUCAAUUCUAUCAUCUUCUUCGUAUAUAUACCGUAUCUUUUGUGUACAUAGCCUCAUACAUACAAAAUGUUCUUCUCCAAGGUCACCCUCGGCGCUGGCCUCCUCGCCAGCCUCGCGUCCGCUGCUCCCAGCCCCAUCGCCCGACGACAAGCACCAGGCGCUCAAAACGUCGUUUACUGGGGGCAAAAUGGGGGUUCCACCGUUGAAAACAAUGAUCUGUCUGCGUACUGCACCCCUACCUCCGACAUUGACAUUAUUGUCCUUUCAUUUCUUUACCAGUGGGGACAAGGAGCUUCAGCUUUGGGUGGUACGAUUGGCCAAUCUUGCGGAAUUACCACAUCUGGUCAGCCUCAGAACUGUGAUGCUUUGACCGCUGCCAUUACAAAGUGUAAAAACGCUGGUGUUAAGAUCAUCCUUUCUCUGGGCGGUGCCAGCGCUUACUCCAGCUUUUCAAGUGCGGACCAAGCCUCGCAGGCUGGCCAGUACCUUUGGAACGCUUAUGGAGGAGGUUCUGGUGUCACUAGACCUCUUGGAAACAAUAUUAUGGACGGAUGGGACUUGGAUAUUGAGAGCAACCCGGGUACAAACCAGUACUAUGCUUCUCUGGUCAACACCCUUCGAUCCAACUUCGCCAGCGAUCCCGCCCACAAAUAUGUCAUCACCGGCGCUCCCCAGUGCCCUCUCCCCGAGCCCAACAUGGGAGUAAUCAUCCAAAAUUCCGUUUUUGAUUAUUUGUGGGUGCAGUUCUACAACAACAACGAUUAUCCUGCCGACCCUUGCUCGCUCGGCUUGCCUGGAGACGCUCCGUUUAAUUACAACAACUGGACAACAUUCCUUCAAACAACCCCAUCUAAGAAUGCAAAGCUGUUUAUCGGUGUUCCCGCAGCUCCUCUGGCGGCGAAUGGUGGUCCCGGUGGCGCAGUCUAUUACGCAACUCCUUCGCAGCUGGCUACGAUUGUCAACGACGUCAAAGGGGAGUCUAAUUUUGGCGGUAUUAUGAUGUGGAGUGCUGGUUUCUCUGACUCGAAUGUUAACGAUGGUUGCAACUAUGCCCAGGAAGCUAAGCACAUCCUAUUAACUGGCUCUCCUUGUUCUUCUGGGCCUGUUAGUGUUUCACAGCCCUCAGUCCCGACUUCAACCACGACCUCCAAGCCUCCGGGAAGCUCUCAGACUCCUCCACCAUCCUCAGGUUCCGUUCCUCAGUGGGGUCAGUGCGGCGGUAAUGGAUAUACUGGACCUACCCAGUGUAUUGCUCCAUUUAAGUGCGUUGCAACCUCUGAAUGGUGGUCGCAGUGUGAGUAAAUGGAGAAUAGAGGCACCAACAUGUCUAAAAAGUACCUAUAUAUUGCCUAUUCCAUUUGGACUCGGCAGCCUUUCUUUCAUUCACUUUGACGAGACUUUUACUAAGCAGGCAUUUUACUGCUGCUACUUCUGCUGUAUAUACUAGGCUGCUGUAUAUAACUGCCCCAAUAUUUAUCACGUUACUUCC
This is a messenger RNA of Trichoderma virens Gv29-8, 1537 nucleotides long. Its product is annotated as glycoside hydrolase family 18 protein. Gene Ontology annotation, cellular component: extracellular region. The coding region runs from base 115 to 1350 and encodes 411 amino acids. The record is from RefSeq and is a predicted model, not a curated record. The transcript is spliced from 6 exons. Gene Ontology annotation, biological process: carbohydrate metabolic process. Gene Ontology annotation, molecular function: cellulose binding; chitinase activity. Lineage: Eukaryota; Fungi; Ascomycota; Sordariomycetes; Hypocreales; Hypocreaceae.